UGCGUGCGGGCCGGUGCGGAAUCGCUCCUUCAACUCCGCGGGGCAGGAGUUAGUUAGCAAAGAGCAGAGGCUGGGCGCUCGACCCUGGUCCUUCUGCCCCCGGCCGCAAGCUUUGCUCACAUCUCUCUCUGCAUGGUGGAUAUUAUUUUUCAUUAUCCUUUUCUGGGUGCUAUGGGGGAUCAUUCCAAGAAGAAGCCCGGGACGGCCAUGUGCGUGGGCUGCGGGAGUCAGAUCCACGACCAGUUUAUCCUUCGCGUGUCGCCCGACCUCGAGUGGCACGCCGCCUGCCUCAAGUGCGCCGAGUGCAGCCAGUACUUGGACGAGACGUGCACGUGCUUCGUGAGAGACGGGAAAACCUACUGCAAGCGGGACUACGUCAGGCUGUUCGGCAUCAAGUGUGCCCAGUGCCAGGUGGGCUUCAGCAGCAGUGACCUGGUGAUGCGGGCGCGGGACAGCGUGUACCACAUCGAGUGCUUCCGCUGCUCCGUGUGCAGCCGCCAGCUGCUCCCUGGAGACGAGUUCUCGCUGCGGGAGCAUGAGCUGCUCUGCCGAGCCGACCACGGCCUCCUUCUGGAGCGCGCUGCGGCCGGCAGCCCGCGCAGCCCCGGCCCGCUCCCUGGCGCCCGCGGCCUGCAUCUGCCAGACGCUGGGUCCGGACGACAGCCCUCACUGCGCACGCACGUGCACAAGCAGGCAGAGAAGACAACCCGGGUGCGGACUGUGCUCAACGAGAAGCAACUGCACACCCUGCGGACGUGCUACGCCGCCAACCCGCGGCCCGACGCUCUCAUGAAAGAGCAGCUGGUAGAGAUGACCGGUUUGAGCCCGCGGGUCAUCCGCGUGUGGUUUCAGAACAAGCGUUGUAAGGACAAGAAGAAGUCCAUUCUCAUGAAGCAGCUACAGCAGCAGCAACACAGCGACAAGGCGAGCCUCCAGGGACUGACUGGGACGCCUCUGGUGGCAGGCAGCCCCAUCCGCCAUGAGAACGCGGUGCAGGGCAGCGCAGUCGAGGUGCAGACGUACCAGCCUCCCUGGAAAGCACUCAGCGAGUUCGCACUCCAGAGCGACCUGGACCAACCCGCCUUUCAACAGCUGGUCUCCUUCUCCGAGUCAGGCUCCCUAGGCAAUUCCUCUGGUAGCGACGUGACCUCUCUGUCCUCGCAGCUCCCGGAUACCCCCAACAGUAUGGUACCUAGUCCGGUGGAGACGUGAGCGAGGACCCCUCCCUGCCAGCCCGCGGACCUCGCAUGCUCCCUGCAUGAGACUCACCCAUGCUCAGGCCAUUCCAGCUCUGAAAAAUCUCCGGCCCUUGUAAUUAUUGUUAUUUAAAGCGAGCG
Molecule: messenger RNA, 1337 nt
Organism: Mus pahari (shrew mouse)
Lineage: Eukaryota; Metazoa; Chordata; Mammalia; Rodentia; Muridae
Gene: Isl2
Product: ISL LIM homeobox 2
Exons: 6
Coding region: 133-1212 (359 amino acids)
Biological process (GO): positive regulation of transcription by RNA polymerase II; axonogenesis; neuron fate specification
Cellular component (GO): nucleus
Molecular function (GO): DNA-binding transcription factor activity, RNA polymerase II-specific; cis-regulatory region sequence-specific DNA binding
Source: RefSeq, a predicted model, not a curated record